Poecilia reticulata (guppy) is the source of this 4202-nucleotide messenger RNA. RefSeq lists its product as uncharacterized. The record is from RefSeq and is a predicted model, not a curated record. NCBI's taxonomy places the organism in Eukaryota, Metazoa, Chordata, Actinopteri, Cyprinodontiformes, Poeciliidae.
CCAGAAACCACCAUUAGUGACAGAAGAACAGCCAUCAUCAGUUCAAUCAGUGACACUUCUCAGGGCAAUGGUGCCCUCUAUUGGUUGACACCAGACAUUGCAGCCAAAGCUUUGAGACUUUGAAGAAAUGCCUGUUUAGCUUUUUCUUUGUUUGAAUCCUCUUUAUGCAAAUAAAUAGCUACUUUUGAAAUUGAGUUAGAUAUUUAUGUACUUUUAAAGCCUUUUGAAACAUAGAGGAUAUAAAAGUCCCUGUUUUUUCUUCUUAGUUUUAUGGUUUUGUUGAAUUGAUGCUUCAAAGAUUUUGAGAAAUACAUUUUAAUGUUUCUAAUUUUUCAACUGAAGUCUAAUCUAUCUUUUCUGUAAGACAAAYGUUUAUUUUAUUAUUGCAGAAGACAAAUGUAAUCCAAUAAAUCUGCUGUUUCAGUCACUGGUUUCUACAUUUAGGGCAGUGAAACAUGCUUUGAUGUGGUUUUGGGAUGAAAUCCAGGGAUUAAAUGAAAUAAAAAAAAAUGCAAACAUUCUUCUUAUCAAGUAUUGGCUUUUGUGCUGGUGAAUGUCAGAUAAGUUAUGAGCUGAGGUUCAAAAUGUUAAAAAAAAAAGAAGGAGCAGUAUAGGGAAAUAUAUUAUAUUGUAUAUUAUAUACAGUAUAUUGAAAUUUGACCUAAAACUCAAAAAUUCAUCAAAAGUUUGAGACCAUAUAUGGCUUUCAUGUCAUUUCAUGUUAAAUAUUCACACUUUACAAAAGUAAAAAUGCUUUCUGUCUACAAGUGAGGCAGGGUUGAGACGGUCAUUAUGAACUGCUUUGCAUUUACUGAUGUUGCAAAGCAAUAAAAAUGAAAGAAAAUACUUUCCUCCAGUCUAAACUAACCUGUAGUUUUUUUUUUUUUUUGUUUUUUUUGUGGUUUCAAGACUUAUUUGGAUUUUAUCAUGUUUUUUUAUAGCGCUAAAUGCUUCCUAAUUAAUAUAGCUAUUACGUUACUGAGUUUGUCUACAGACUUCGCUGGGGUUCCUUGGAGAUAUAAAAUAUAUUCUGCUGCUUUGAUUUUGAUCAUGCCUUAUGUAAAACAAAGUGACGGUAUAAUAAGCUUGUACUUUGACUUACACUUUUUUCACUUUGAUAUCAAAAGAUAUGACUAAACCUUUCAAUUCUUUCAACAAGCUGUAAAUUAGCAUUAAAAAUAAUAUGGUUCUGUGCUUUUCCAAGUCUGCUUAUCCAGAUGAAAUCAAACAAAUGUCUAAUUUACAAAUUGGGUAAAUUAACAUCCAGGUUGUGGAUCCUGCUGAUGCGUACAUUUUUAGAUUAAAUUGUUUCACAUUACUGAACUCAGCUAAAUCAAAGAGGUGCUAUCCAUCUGAAAAGCUGUUAGCCUACAGUAGCUCUGUAAACAUCUUAAUUUUUCUACAAGCUCAAUGAAAUAAGAAAUCCCCCCUGCCACAGCCAUGGAUGGUGUGUUGGAAGGAGCGGUGGUGUUGUCUGCGUGUAAACUGGUCUGCAGUUUUCUCGUCCUGCCGUCUCUGGCUGCGUCCCACAGUCCUGUCAGCUUCUGCUGCUGCUCCCUCUUGAUCUUCACAGACUUCCUGGUCACAGGUUUCCUGAGUUUUCUUUGCAUCUUGAAGUUCUGGCUGACUGAGCUGAACCCACCAGGUGACGUCAUUGCCCUGCGUUUCCUGCUCUUCCUCAGUCACACCUAUGGAGCAGUGCUGCUCCUCACCACGUUUCUGACCGCUACGGAGACCCUGAUCAGGUUGCUGUGGCCGCAUGCUCCAGCUGAUCCCAGGACGAUUUUCUGUAAUGGCGAGGAGGAAGAGGACGGCAGCGUCUCGGAUGAAGGCGAAAGCUUGCCACAGGUGGUGGGGUUCUUCUGCUGCCUGUCGGUGUGGAUCGCCGUGGCGUUCAGUGUCCGGUGGCACUGGCAGCUGGAGGAAGGGUGGACGGCGGCUUGUCUGGACAAAACCGACUCUCUCAUCAGAUGUCUUCCUAACCUCUUCAGUCCCAUGCACAGAGUCAUGGAUCCCUACUGGAGCCUGGCCUUCCUGGUUCUCCUCGGGCUGCUGAUGACCGUCAGCACGGGCCUGCAGAGGAGAAACCAGACCUCUGCAGAACCAAAGAGAACACAACCGUACGAGGAUGGAGCGGCGCCUGCAGCCUCCAAGCCGCUUCAUCCAGAAAUGUUUACCUCAAAGUGUGUUGAUGGAGACUUUCCCCUCAUCUCCCAUGACUGCUUGUCCGAAGAGAUGGGAAGACAGGAGUUCAAGAGGACUCAGAAACAUUUUCCCCUGGAUUCAGCCAGAGUGCAGAGCUUAGAUUCGAAUCAAACCCGCCUGAGCAGACGGAAUCGGUGGGGUUUUCCAAACCUGGAGGAGAAUACAGUAAUAGCGCUUGUUAGCGUGCUCUGCAUGUUCACUCUUCCCUUCUACCUCAGCGUGAACACUUUUCUAAUCAGGACUAUAGACUCUGUGCUGAAUGGAUGCAUCAAGUUUUUACUUUCGUCUGUGGCCAACAGCAGUGACACGUCGGCCUCUCUCAGAGUCUCACAGGUUUAAGAAACAAAGCCAGACUUCAGCCGAUGAGCGUUUGCAGCAGAACCAUGAAGAGUGGUCCCAGUGUGCAGACGGCUGUUCUACCUGUUGACGCUGCUCUGACAGGAGAGUAAGCACACCUUCCCAGGCAGCUUUUCACAUGUUGGGGAUAGUAUUUGUAGAGUGCAGAGAGGUGCUGAGGAGGCAGGUCGAGGCGUGCUUGCAGAGAGACACCAAGCACUUUUUAAACUCCUCGGGGCAUCGGCUUCCUCAGACGUUUGUCUUUGCACAAAGCCACAGUUUAAGUGAGAUGGAUCCAGGGGCAAACAGCAUCUUUCAAUGUGUAACAUAAAGUCUGCUGAUGCUGCCUGACAUGAAGAUAUGUGUAAUGAAAACCAAGGGACUCCAGGGCAAACAGAUGGAGUUUUUUCUGCUAUUAUGGAGUCAUCCAGACCGUCUCUGUGCCUUGAAAAUCAUCCAUGUUUGUUUUUUACAUUUUUGCCUUAGUGAUGUUUGAGUGGGGUGUUAAGGGAGAGAMCAGCACUAAGUUGUGUAUGAAGUGAAAUAAAAAAGGAGAAGUUUUCACCAAGAAAAAUCUGAGAAGUGUGGCCAAAUUAACCCAAUCACACACAUUCAUACACCAAUAAGCUGAUCAAUAAGUAAUGUGGGGUUAAAACUAAACUUGUCAUUCUAAAGAAAGAAGCAUCAUUCAGUUCCUGUUUCAGAUUCUUCUGAAACUUGUAACUUUAAUAUUCUGUUCAUCUGCUGGAGGUGGUGAAGAGGCUGUUUUGCAUAAACAAAAUGUUUUUUUUUAUUCAAUUUGCAUUUCCUGCAGACAUGACCACUCUGCAACAAGAACAACCAGGUGCAAAGUUAGAAGAAUAUCAUGUAGUUAGAAGACAUAUGAUGGCUGAACAUGUCUUUAUAUGCAAUGACUUGCCACAGGCUUUUGUAAGAUUUAAGUCUAAGCAAAGUUGGUACUUAUUUCAGCCAUAGAGGAAUUAAAAUCCUCUACUGACACUCAAAGCAAGAUAAAUGGCACUUGUAUCUCACUGACAUGAAGUUAAAGUAAACAUUCCCUAUUWUAGAUCAGUUGCAACUUUUCAAAUACAUAGGUUUACUCACACUAAUAUUUUUACCUUUAGGAAAUUUGUGAAAUCUUGAAUGAUGAUGCAAUAGCUCCUGAUAGGCUGAUUCACAAUAUCUGAGUUUUUAUGGACGUGUGCUCCUGGUUGUAUUUUAAAGCAACAACCUUAAACACAAAGGCCUCUUGUGUGACCUCACGAAAAAUCAGAUGAAUUCAGGGACGAUGUCAGAAAGAAAGGUGACACGUUCAUCUGUUCAAACAGCUAUGAACACUGAAAGACGCCAUGGAGACGUGAUUUGGGGCGAAAUGUGAAAAAUCAAGAACAAAACGAAAAUGUCGCGUAAAGAUUCUGGCUGAAGCUGGUGAGAAAAGCUACGUUUACAUUUCCCAUAAUUUGACAUUUUGAAAUUAAAAUUGCUUCAUAGAAACACACCGAUUUCUAAAAAAUUGGUUUUUCGAUAAAAUGUUUUGCUGCUAGGAUGAAGUGUUUGAAAUUAGUGUAUUUUGCAAAACUGCAAUGGAGACACAAGUCACAUGAUCAACAACCGGAACGUUAAGUACGUUGCUCAAUAAUAAUUAUAUGACUUUUUAGACA